CACAUCAGUCCUCACCGAGGGAUGUGAAGUGGAAAGGAUGCUGCUAGACAUAUGGAGAUUUCCCCAGCAGACUGUUGCAAAUAACAUCAGGGGAAGGAAGGGAUGUGGUCAGAUGCUUGCCAUCAUGUCAAGGGAAGGAGCUGUUUGGUGGAUUGCUGUUCUUAUUGUAGGCCGUAUCUUGGGUAAUGAUGAGUUUGAGUACAGAGAGGAAAUUAAGAACCUGGUGGCAUGGUGUGAAGACAAUAACCUAUCCCUCAACAUCAGCAAGACGAAGGAAUUGGUUGUUGACUUCAGAGGGAGUAGCGAGCUGCACGACCCAAUUUACAUCGGUGGUGCACAAGUGGAACAGGUCAAAAGGUUUAAGUUCCUUGGGGUUAAUAUCACAAAUGACCUGACUUGGUCCAACCGAGCAGAGUUCACUGCCAAGAAGGCCCACCAGCGCCUUUACUCCCUGAGAAAACUAAAGAAAUUUGGCCUGUCCCCUAAAACCCUCACUAAUUUUUAUAGAUGCACUGUAGAAAGCAUUCUUCUAGGGUGCAUCACAACCUGGUAUGGAAAUUGUCCUGUCCAAGACCGAAAGAAGCUGCAGAAGAUCGUGAACACGGUGCAGCACAUCACACAGACCAAUCUUCCGUCCUUGGACUCACUUUACACCGCACGCUGUCGGAGCAGUGCUGCCAGGAUAAUCAAGGACACGACCCACCCAGCCAACAGACUUUUCAUCCCUCUUCCCUCCAGGAGAAGGCUCAGGAGCUUGAAGACUCGUAUGGCCAGAUUUGGGAACAGCUUCUUUCCAACUGUGAUAAGACUGCUGAAUGGAUCCUGACCUGGAUCUGGGCCGUACCCUCCAAAUAUCCGGACCUGCCUCUCGGAUUUUUUGCACUACUUUACUUUCCAUUUUUCUAUUUUCUAUUUAUGAUUUAUAAUUUAAAUUUUUAAUAUUUACUAAUUUUUUACUAUUCUCAAUAUUUUUAAUAUUUAAUAUUUGUAAUCCAGGGAGUGUGAAGCGCAAAAUCAAAUAUCGCUGUGAUGAUUGUACGUUCUAGUACCAA
This is a messenger RNA of Mobula hypostoma (lesser devil ray), 1052 nucleotides long. RefSeq lists its product as uncharacterized. The record is from RefSeq and is a predicted model, not a curated record. The transcript is spliced from 3 exons. Gene Ontology annotation, molecular function: methyltransferase activity; 2-oxoglutarate-dependent dioxygenase activity. Lineage: Eukaryota; Metazoa; Chordata; Chondrichthyes; Myliobatiformes; Myliobatidae. Bases 38 to 826 code for a protein of 262 amino acids.